Molecule: messenger RNA, 1669 nt
Organism: Harmonia axyridis
Lineage: Eukaryota; Metazoa; Arthropoda; Insecta; Coleoptera; Coccinellidae
Exons: 7
Coding region: 226-1602 (458 amino acids)
Source: RefSeq, a predicted model, not a curated record
GUCAAAGUGAAAAUGACAAUUUCUGAAUGAAAACAUUAAAAACAUCCAUGGAAAUUGGAAAUAAAAAAUGAAUAGUGUUUACGAUUAUUUAAUUGAUAAUGAGAAUAAUACUAAAACGAGUUUUUCGAUAUUCGUUGCUAUUCUGUAUUUAAUGAUAUUAUACAUUCAAAUAAUUAGCAUUUAUGUCAUGUGUAGAUUUCAAGAAAUGUAUCAAUAAUUUUAGUCAUGUUUAUCUUCGAAGAACCCUUUGAUUCAAAUAAUGAUUGGUAUUUAGGUGACCAUCAUACAGGGAAGUUAACGAAAGAAGUACUUAAAACCAUUUCAAAUGCACAAAUGCUUGGAGUUCAAUUUUUAUAUGAUAAUUUUGCGAAAGAGGCAAAAUUUCAGAGAGGGGGUGCAAUUUUAAAUCAAGAUGAAGAAUUAAAUAUGCCUCUACAAGUUUCUGCCUUCCUAAGUUCUGUUAAAGAGAAAAUUAAUGAUGAAUCACCCGUCUUGAUAAUAUCCUCGGUAUAUUCGCUUUGCAAAUGGCAUUAUCAUAUCACUAAAGCUGGAUUUGAGCCAAGAAUAAUCAGUUCUGAUAAUUUCAAUUGUUCCAGUGUAUAUCUACUUAGCUCAGAUUCUUUGAAAUUGGCAGAAAAGCUUUUAGAUUUUAAUUUAUUUUGUGUGGUGAUAGAUGAUUUUGAUGUCCUAGCAACUAAACUGCUUGUGAAGAAAUUGAGAGGAUAUUUUAAUAUUGGUCUCACCAAAAGGAACUUUUAUGAAAAUCCUGACCAAAAGCUCAAAUGGUUGAUGUUGAAUUGGGCUGUACCUGGAUGUGUUGGAAAACUCAAUGAUUUUUACAGGAUUGACAAUCUGCACUCCUUGUCUUUUGCUGAUAAUUAUCGAUUUUGGUGGAUGAGACUCACUUGGAAGUUUUGCGAUUCAUUUGAGCCACCUUCUGAAGAUGAUCUUGAGGAAUACCAUCAAAAACUACAAUCAUGGAGUAAUCUUCAUAAUAUCGAAAUAUAUGGUAAAGCUAAACAAGGUACCAAGCGUAAUAAAAAUGGAAAUCAACCAGCCAAAAGAAAAAAAAUAGAUGAUGAGAUGUUACAAGUAAAAGAUGUAGAUUUAUCAAAUAACAUACCAAAUGAAGUGAAAAUGGAGAUACCAGAUGACAUAGAAGAAUCCUAUGAAAAUAGAGAUAUAGAAGAAGUAAAUGAAGCAUCAAAUAAUUUGGUGAAGAAUUUCAUAACCGACCAAUCCAAAGAAGAGAAAGAUGUGGAUUUAUUUGAUUUCAAUCUCACAAAAGUAAAAUCUGAAGUUGCUGCUAUUCCCACAGAAAUGGAAUGUGAUGAAGAUGAACCAAUUUUAUCUAUCAUUUAUUCCAAAAUGCCACAUAGAACUGAAGAUGAUUUAUCAUAUUGUAAUGAAUUUCCUAAAUCAUUAGAAAAUAAAUCUAAAUCGCUUUCAAUUUUGGAUAAUGACAAGGAAAGUGCGAUCAAAAGUCAAACAUAUCUGCAACUUUCAAACAUCUUAGACAAUCUUUCUGAUGAUGAACAUGAUAUUGAAAUACAUUCUGAAGAAAGUUCUUUCUUCUCAGAUCUCAUAUCCAAUAAUAAAUAAAAGCAUUACAUUAAAAAAAAAAGAACAUUUUGGUGUCUUCCUUCUGUUCCCAUUCAUUCAAAUCAAA